AUGUUCGAGAACCAACAGCCCUGUAAAAAAGCUGAUUUUAAGGAAAAGAAAGGAUCUUCUACUCUUUCAACAGAUUCUAAUGAUUCUCCAUGCACAAGAGAUGCUAUAAUUGAAAAAGAUGAGGUUUCAAACGCUUCAAAACAACCAAGUUAUUGUAAAGAUCAAGCUGAAAAGUUGUCUACUCAAAGAGAACGAUCAUCUAUCCCUAAAGCACAUGGAAAAGACGGUGAACAUUGGAUUUAUCCAUCAGAACGUAUGUUUUUUCAAGCGAUGCGUCGAAAGAACUGGAAUCCACAAGCAGAACAGAUGCAAAUUAUUGUUCCUAUCCAUAACGCUGUUAAUGAACGUGUUUGGCAUGAAAUUUUGAAGUGGGAGAGUGGUUGGGGCAGUGAAUCUUGUGGUGGUCCUAAACUUAUCCAAUUUGAAGGAAAGUCGUCUCAAUUAAGUCCUAAAGCAAGAUGGCUUGGAUUUUGGGGAUAUAAACCACCUUUUGACCGACAUGAUUGGAAAAUUGAUCGAUGUGGUAAAGAAGUUGAUUAUAUUAUUGAUUUUUAUUCUGGAAAAGAAAAAGGUGAUAUGUUGUCAUUUUACCUAGAUGUACGACCAAAGUUUGACAUGAAUGGCGCUUGGAUGAGACUAUCUAGAGGUUUUCGUGAUCUUUUUUCCAAAGAAAAAACUUAA
This is a messenger RNA of Pneumocystis jirovecii RU7, 681 nucleotides long. RefSeq lists its product as uncharacterized. Bases 1 to 681 code for a protein of 226 amino acids. Gene Ontology annotation, cellular component: mitochondrion. The record is from RefSeq and is a predicted model, not a curated record. Gene Ontology annotation, biological process: cytochrome c-heme linkage. Lineage: Eukaryota; Fungi; Ascomycota; Pneumocystomycetes; Pneumocystales; Pneumocystaceae. Gene Ontology annotation, molecular function: holocytochrome-c synthase activity. The transcript is spliced from 3 exons.